AUGUUGAAUACACUGACAGCGGCACUCACCUGCUGCCUCCUCCUCACAAUACCCGCACAUACAUUCUCUCUCCCACCAAUCCUCACCAGUAACGAGGAUCAUGACCACCAGAAACCGAUCAAGCAUCCCAAGCACCACCCGCCCCUCGACAUCCCUUUCAUUGGCCUAGGCCUCUGGAACUCCAAAGGUUCAGACGCAACCCAUGCCGUCGACGCGGCGUUUGGUACAGGCUACAUCCACUUCGACUCCGCGGCCGCCUACUCGAACGAAGAGUACGUGGGCUCAGGACUCACAAAUGUAUCUAUUCCAAGAUCCAGCUAUUGGAUCACCUCCAAACUUUGGAACACCGCUCACCAACCCUCCCUAGUCGAACCCGCGCUCCGCAAAACCCUCUCGGAUCUACAAACCCCGUACCUGGACCUCUACCUGAUGCACUGGCCCGUCGCCUUCGUCCCCAACCCACCAAAGGGCCGCAACAGCAUCAUCGACCAGGACACCAGCAUCCUGAAUACCUGGCGCGCCAUGGAAAGCCUCGUGCACAAGAACCUCACGCGGUAUAUCGGGGUGAGUAACUUCAGUCCAAGACAGCUGGAUACAAUCCUCGCUGCCUGCAAGACCGAGAAGGGCGGGAUCUGUCCAUAUGCGCAUGAGUUCGAGACGCAUCCGUACUUGCAGCAGACGGAGUUUGUGGAGUGGCAUUUGAAGCAUGACAUAAAAGUUAUUGCGUACUCGCCGUUGGCGAAUUUGAAUCCGACCUACAACGGCACGCACUCGGACGUGCCGUCGAUAUUGGAGGAUCCCUUCUGGCAGGACUUAGCCGCCAAUAAAUCCAUCACGGUACCGCAGGCGGUACUGGGAUGGGGCAUCCAGAGAGGCACCGUCGUAAUUCCGAAGAGUGUGCAUGCCAAGCGUAUCAAGGAGAACUUGGGUGCUGUGGAUGUGAACUUUACUGGGUUGGAGAUGGCGAGGAUUGCAGAGGAGGAUCGGAGGGUGAGGUUCAACGAUCCGACGAAGGGUUGGGGAGUUGAGCCGCCGCUGUUUGAGGGUUUGGAUGGGGGGAGUAAUCGAUUCGUGGUAGAGCAGGAGGAGCUGUGA
Molecule: messenger RNA, 1095 nt
Organism: Cyphellophora attinorum
Lineage: Eukaryota; Fungi; Ascomycota; Eurotiomycetes; Chaetothyriales; Cyphellophoraceae
Product: putative oxido
Exons: 1
Coding region: 1-1095 (364 amino acids)
Cellular component (GO): cytosol
Molecular function (GO): aldose reductase (NADPH) activity
Source: RefSeq, a predicted model, not a curated record